Molecule: messenger RNA, 873 nt
Organism: Triticum turgidum subsp. durum (durum wheat)
Lineage: Eukaryota; Viridiplantae; Streptophyta; Magnoliopsida; Poales; Poaceae
Source: the annotation of a GenBank genome assembly
AUGAUGCCCACACUUAAUCUAGGAAUACAUAUUCUUGUUAUAUAUCUCAUUUUCCUAGCACAUCAAAUUCAAGGAGACCAACUUCUUCGAACCAAUGAAGAGACUGGGUAUCGACAUGUAUUUGGAUCAGGAUAUGACAAGGACACCCCUUAUAAAGCUGCACAUGCAACAUAUGCUGCUAGCUACUUUGGGCUUGUUGUUACUAUGGAUGUAUAUGGGUACAAUCUCAUUAAUGGCCAAGUGAGCACAACAAAAAUUAUAAUUGGUAACUUGGAGGAUGGCAAAUCCAAUGAGGAUGCAAUUUGGGUUGGAUGGCAAGUUUACCCAAAACACUAUGGCGAUUCACAUACUCGUUUCUUCACACUUUGGACCCCGAGAGACGCUUAUCGUACUACAGGGUGCUUUGACAUGGAGUGUCCUGGUUUUGAGCCAGCAUGGGGAGCAAGACUAAAACCGGGUGCAGUAAUAGAUCCAUCAUCGCAUCAAAAGAUUACAAUCAAAGUGCUUCAGGAUAGGAAAACUGGGGACUGGUGGAUCCACGCUGGAUUUAAUGGUUCUACAACAGUUAUUGGGCGUUACCCAGCAAAACUAUUCGACAAGUUAUCCAGAAAAGCGACUAAUAUUGCAAUGGGUGGUGUGGUUGGAGCGGUUGGUAGUACCCCAAGCCCUCCGAUGGGUAGUGGAUACUUUCCCUCCAGUAAAGCCGCUUCAAUCACCGGCAUUUCAUACAUUGGAGAAGAUGGAAAACUCAGACCGUUUGCCCUCAAUACAAUAAAAGUGGAGACUAAGAGCAGUUGUUACUCUGUCACACCUAUUACAAAUGACAAGUUCUCUUAUGGAGGGCCUGGAGGUUGCUCCACGCGUGCUUUUUAG